This is a messenger RNA of Phlebotomus papatasi, 1500 nucleotides long. RefSeq names its product glycosaminoglycan xylosylkinase homolog. Gene Ontology annotation, biological process: protein phosphorylation. Gene Ontology annotation, cellular component: Golgi apparatus. Lineage: Eukaryota; Metazoa; Arthropoda; Insecta; Diptera; Psychodidae. The record is from RefSeq and is a predicted model, not a curated record. Gene Ontology annotation, molecular function: phosphotransferase activity, alcohol group as acceptor. The transcript has 4 exons. The coding region runs from base 117 to 1001 and encodes 294 amino acids.
UGCGCCACCAGGGGUGUUGCGGACUGUGUUGUGUGUUGUGUUCUUCAGAAAUUUUUUACAUAUCUUUUAAUUUUUCGGCUAAUAAAUCCAAAUUUUUAUUUACAAAUGUUUACCAGAUGAUAAGAAAACGCAUCUGCCUGAUAAUUGGAUUGCUUUUGAGUCUAUUUUUGCUGAUAUUCUCGCUUAAUUUCUAUUUUCUCUCGAGACUCAAUGAGCAAAUCAAACAAAAAGACGCCACUAAACCAAAAAAAGUCACCAAAAUUGAAGAUGUUCAUUCGAAGAUAGUGAGAAAUGUUGAUCAAUUGGAUGAUCGAUAUCGCAGCAGAAACCCUAAGUUCCUUAGUGUUCGGAAGCAGCUGCUGAAAAACCUCAGACCCAGCUCAUAUGGAAAUAUUUCAUAUGUUUGGAAUUCAGCAAAUGAGGACAACAGGAAAACUGCUACCGAAAUUAUUGUGAAAACUUUAAACGAAAAACAAGACGUACAAUUGUUAGAUCAAUUGGACAAACACAUAAGGAGAAAUAGGAAGAAAAAAUCCAUAAAGUGGGUGGUGGACAACGAAAUAUAUCCGGCCUACGGUCGUGGAGUUGGCGUAGUAUGUCGGGCAUUACAACAAGAAACAAUAGUUCGGGCUAAGAACAGUCCAAAAGGGACACAGUUGAAAUUAAUGCUCCGUCUUACAGGUGGUCAGGUGGCCAUUUUUAAGCCUAAAUGGUAUGAAAAGGAUAUGGUGUUUUCGGGGGCUGUUUAUUCGGGGAAAGAUCGUCACACGUCGGAGAUUGUAGCAUUUUAUUUGGGAACUAUUUUAAAUUUACGAUGGACACCAAUAGCUGUCGGCAGGAAGAUUGAUCUUAAAGAAGUAUAUCGGCGGGCAGAUAAGGAACUGAAGGAGACAAUGGAUUCCCUGGAGGAAUUGCAAAGGAAAGAUCGCCUUGGCAGAGAACUUACAAGAAAAAUAUCAGAGCUCAAUGGGAAUACGAUGAGAACUAUUGCCAAGCUGUGAAGGAGAAAAUUUCACAAACACGCCUCUUGGAUUUGAUUGAUGCAUCUGUUUUUGAUUUCCUUAUUCAAAAUGGAGACCGACAUCACUAUGAGACGAGAAAUGAACGUGUACUUCUCAUGGACAAUGGGAAGGGCUUUGGAAAUCCCAACAUUGAUUUUAUUGAUAUUUUGGCUCCAUUGUAUCAAUGUUGCAUUAUCCGGAUGUCAACUUGGAAUCGAUUAAAAUUAUUUUCUGGAGGAAGUCUUACAGAAACUCUAGAAGAUCUUACAAAAUUCGAUUUAUUAUACCCCAUUUUGACCGAUGAACAUCUUGAAGCCAUUGAAAGAAGACUUCUUCUUGUAUAUAGCACUGUUGAGAUUUGUUUGCACCAAUACGGGAAGUCUGUUUUAAAAUAAAAUGCUGUAGCCCGCCCUCCGCCUGCCCUUUUAAUGGGAAAUUCAUGCCAAAUUGUUAAGUGAAAUUGUCGACUGUAAAAUAAAGCUGAUGUAAAAAUCAAAAA